AUGCGCCCAGCGCCGUUAUUAUGGCGGCUACUUUCCUUACAGACGGCGGCUGCGAUCACCGUCGAUACGACUUCAGCUAGUUCAAUAAAGAGCGCUGCCAGCACUGUUGCCUUUGACUUAAUGACAUAUUACAAUGGAAACACCACUGGUGGCAUUCCAGGCAUCCUUCCACAACCGCAUUUUUGGUGGGAAGCUGGAGGGAUGUUCAUGACGAUGAUCGAUUACUGGCGAUAUACUGGGGAUUCGACAUAUAACGAAGUAACGUCUGAGGCAUUACAAUUUCAAGUCGGCCCAAACAACGAUUAUAUGCCACCAAACCAGACGAAGAAUGAAGGGAACGACGAUCAAGGAUUCUGGGCCAUGGCGGCGAUGCUAGCCGCAGAGACGAACUUCCCAAAUCCACCAAAAGAUAAACCACAAUGGCUAGCAUUAGCCCAGGCGGUGUUUAACGAGAUGGCUUCGAGAUGGGACACAUCGACGUGUGGCGGGGGAUUAAGAUGGCAGAUCUUCGCUUUCAACAAAGGCUUCAACUACAAGAAUAGUAUCGCAAAUGGCUGCUUUUUUAAUCUCGGUGCGAGGUUGGCUCGAUAUACUGGGAAUGAUACUUAUGCGCAGUGGGCUGAAAAGAUCUGGGAUUGGGAGGAAUCACUCGGGCUUAUCGACAGCCGCCACAAUAUAUACGAUGGUGCGACUGAUACGCAAAACUGCACCCAGAUCACCCGGUUCCAGUGGUCAUAUAACGCAGGCGUCUUUCUUCACGGAGCUGCAAACAUGUAUAACUACACAAAUGGCAGCAAACCCAUCUGGAAAGACCGCACCGCCGGCAUCCUCAAUGCAAGCCAAAUAUUCUUCGAGAACAACGUCAUGGCCGAACAAGCCUGCGAACCCGUAAAAACAUGCAACCUCGAUCAACUCUCCUUCAAAACCUAUUUUUCUGGCUGGCUCGCCAGCACCACCUCCCUAGCAGCCUUCACCCUCCCCGUCAUCGCCCCUCUCCUCAGCGCAUCAGCCAAAAAUGCCGCUACCCAAUGCAAUGCCGGAUCAACCAAGACGCAAUGUGGAUCUAAAUGGACGGGUGACGCGCAGAAUGAUGGGAAUAUGGGAAUCGGGCAGCAGAUGAGCGCGCUUGGUGUGAUCCAGAGCGCUAUGGUUGCUAUCCCGGGCCAGAAAAUUAUAGCGGCUGUGACGAAUAGCACGGGUGGUACGAGCGUAGGGAACCCAGAGGCGGGAAUUACUUCGCAGAAUGCGGCACAGAUGAUGGCUUCGGAUAUGGAGGUGGGCUUGAGGGAUAAGAUUGCCGCCGCGUUUCUGACUGUUGCUAUUGUUGGUGGUGUUAUUGGGGGGAGCGUGGUAAUGGUUUUCGAGAAGUGA
Messenger RNA from Venustampulla echinocandica, 1371 nucleotides. Its product is annotated as Mannan endo-1,6-alpha-mannosidase. The record is from RefSeq and is a predicted model, not a curated record. NCBI's taxonomy places the organism in Eukaryota, Fungi, Ascomycota, Leotiomycetes, Helotiales, Pleuroascaceae. The transcript has 4 exons. Bases 1 to 1371 code for a protein of 456 amino acids. Gene Ontology annotation, molecular function: mannan endo-1,6-alpha-mannosidase activity. Gene Ontology annotation, biological process: fungal-type cell wall biogenesis; carbohydrate catabolic process.